Messenger RNA from Umbelopsis ramanniana AG, 2619 nucleotides. RefSeq lists its product as uncharacterized. Gene Ontology annotation, biological process: regulation of DNA-templated transcription. Lineage: Eukaryota; Fungi; Mucoromycota; Umbelopsidomycetes; Umbelopsidales; Umbelopsidaceae. Gene Ontology annotation, molecular function: DNA-binding transcription factor activity, RNA polymerase II-specific; zinc ion binding. The transcript is spliced from 4 exons. The record is from RefSeq and is a predicted model, not a curated record. Gene Ontology annotation, cellular component: nucleus. Bases 388 to 2472 code for a protein of 694 amino acids.
CUUCUGCGGAGUGACAUUCUCUCUGGACACGGAAAACGUGUCAUACAGUUGGUCAAACUCACUGGUCGCGUUUGUUUUAGCUUGCUGGAAUAGAUCAACAACCGAUGAAAGAAACGAUCUGUUUGAAGAAGGAGGUAUCGCAUCAUACGUCUUGACUUGGCUAGCUGGUGUUGUAGGGGCUUCUACUUCUCGCACCAGAUGUGAAUGGUCGCCUGAUCGGGACAUUUUGAGUCAAAGCGCGUUAGAAGCCAAGAAUUAUCGGGAAGAUAGCAGUUUUGCGAAAUUUUCUGGCGCAGAUCACGUGCAGCGAGAUUUUGUAUAAAAAAAACUUGGCGUCAGCCUCGCCCAGUGAAAGAAUAGUCUUGUGAACAGUUGAUAGCCAGCUCCAUGGUAGGAACGGAUUCCGAAUACUCGCCCAAUGGUAGUCGAAGAAAACGAACUACACCUUGCACAGAAUGCAAGUUUCACAGACGAAAGUGCAUACGUAUUGAUGACAAUGCAAAGUGCGAGCGAUGUGUCCGACUGAAAAGACAAUGCGUCAAUGUCUCUCGAAAACCGGAAAGCGAGGAAGAUAACUCCAUCGAUGAUGAGAUUGUCAGCGAUGAAACAACCACUCAUACAAUCAUUAACUAUUACCAACAACUGAACGAGUUACAAGAGCAAUUUCAUAGUCUUGAAAAAGCCCUUACGAUGGCAAGGAUCACACCAGAAUUAUCGUAUUCAGCUUCCGACUUUGAUAGUAGUAGUAGUGGUAGCACAAGCAACGAAUCAAUCAGCCUUCUGCCGCCACUAUCACCAGAUGGAAAAGCUGAUCCGAAUGAACAACAAGUUGUCCGCAGUAAAAGACAAAAAACCCUUGAUGGAAGCAAUAAGCAAAGCUGGACUUUAUCAAUGACUAAGAAUGGACUCAGUGUCCACACCAAUAUUCAAAGUGUGCAAGACUUGAUGUCAUUUGGAAUGUACGCAGUGCAAUAUCUUGACGGGAUUUCCAUCAAUCCACCGCCGAGCGAUGGAUUAAGUACAUUAUCUCUAAUUGCACGAGGUCGAGUCAACAAUAUAUCUCAUAUAUUCCAUCAAGCACUGAAAAAGAAUGCAGGUCAUGGUGCUGUUUCAGUACCCAGUGUUUCCGCCUCUCUCAUCUUUGACCAAGAAAAUGUCAUAUCGAUCUUAUUGACGGCAUACUUUGCAUGCUUCAAUGACUCCCACUCCAUUAUGACUAGAUCGCUAUACUACUCCCGCUUUCACAACCCUGAAGAUCCUCUUUCUUCUCCCCUCACAGCUGUCAUGUGUGCUGUGAUGACGAUGCGACCAUGUAGGCAUAUACCAUAUAGUUUCCAAGAGUUGCGACAGAUGGGCGAAUAUUUUUUCAACAUUGCUAGAGAUGGCUUAGCCGACAUCAUACACGAACCAUCACAGUCAACUGAAGGCACCAUUGGUUUUCUGCUGCUAGCACAUUAUUGUUUCUACACCUUACGGUUCUCUGAAGCACGCAGCUAUUCCACAACAGCUUAUUUAAUAGCACACAACGCUGUUGGACAUAUCAAAGAGAUCAAUAGUACCAGUGCCGAGAUGGUCAUCAUGAAGCGAGUGUAUUUCAUGCUUUCAUUACAAGAAUCCUCCCUCAAGAAUUUCCUUGGAGGUCAAUCGGACAACUUCGACGUGGAGAUUUUCAAUACUAAACUGGAGGCAUUGCCCGAUGAUAGUGACUUUGGUCGAACCUUCAUAAAACUUGGAUCACGAAUUUUAAACUUACUUAGAAGUCAGCAGCUGUUGAGGGUCUUGAGACAACUCCACAACGCACAUUCCGGAGAAAUCACAGAGUUUUCAGCAGACGCAUUUAUCAGACUGCAACAUUUGAUUCAAAAUUGGUGGAAAGAUACGCCACUGGAAGAACGUGUUUUUCUUAAUCCAUUUGAAAUCAAGGUAGAGAGAGGCGAUUUUGACAAAGUUCAACACUCUCAUCAGUUCAUGGCUUUGUUAGCUUUUCAUGCAUUUCAAAUUUCCGUCCAUUCAUGCUUCAUUUCUGGUGAAAACGAUUACCUUGAUCAAGAGAAGCAAUCCACAUGUAGCGAACAAGCUAACGCUAUAUACUAUCAAUCCAUGAGAGUUUGUCUCAAUAGCAGUAAAAUGUUGUUGGACAUCUCCGAAAAGAUUUAUCAAUUAGAUGACAUUUGUCGAUUUGAUUAUGGAUUUUUAAUGGGCAUUUUGGAAGCACUGGCAGUGCUCACCGCAUCCAAUGACCAAUUCAUUGCGAAAGAGGCUAGUAUUUAUGUGAAAAAAUGCUUCACUCUCGUACGAAUGACGAUGUUUCAAGACAUGACUUCGGUACCUGAUAAGUUGGUUGUGGGCCAAAAGCCAGACAAACAUCUUGUGACUUUGCCAUUGUAUGAUAGCUGCCCCUCUCCCGCCUUAUACAUUAUGUGGGAAUCAAUGGUUCGAUCGCUUUCUGAACUUGGAAUUCACAUUGAAUAGACAUGCCUGUAUCCCCCGUCCCUCUUAUUUGUAGCAUUUCCUGUACCAUAAUUAAUUCUUACUUUUACAAAUGCCCCAUAUAAAGUCAAUGGUAAAACAGAAAUACAAAAAGACUAUCUGCAUACCAAAUCUUUUUCUUAAAAAAAA